Molecule: messenger RNA, 511 nt
Organism: Colias croceus (clouded yellow)
Lineage: Eukaryota; Metazoa; Arthropoda; Insecta; Lepidoptera; Pieridae
Gene: ND-B14.5B
Product: NADH dehydrogenase [ubiquinone] 1 subunit C2
Exons: 3
Coding region: 76-429 (117 amino acids)
Biological process (GO): mitochondrial electron transport, NADH to ubiquinone
Cellular component (GO): mitochondrial inner membrane
Source: RefSeq, a predicted model, not a curated record
GAUAAUGUCACUUGUCAAAUUGGUAAAGGUUCUUCAAAGGUUUUUUAUCAAGGGGUGCUACACAAAAAUACAAAAAUGAGUAGCCAAAUGUCUGCUAUUGAUCUUUUGAAAUUAGGAGAUGAAGGAAGAACAAAACCAUUCUUAAAUCAAUAUUGGCCCUUUAUACUGGGUGUAUCUUUUGGCGUUGGCACUGGAGUCGUUAUGAAUUUCGGGACUCGGCGACCUGUUAUGAGUGGUAUUCAAAAGCAUGCUAUAGCAACAGCUGGAUGGUGUGCUAUACUUCAAUAUUUCACAAAACAAAGAGAAAAUUAUUUAGCUGAAAAAGAGGCAGUACACAGACAUUAUAUUGAAUUACACCCAGAAGAUUUCCCUGUACCAGAGAGGAAGAAAAUCGGUGACAUUUUCGAACCCUGGAUUCCCGUUAGAUAAAUUAGUGUCAAGUAUGUAAUAAAGAGCAAUUAGUCCAGUGUUAUUAUGAUUUUGUUGAAAGUAAUAAAUAAAUAUUAAAACA